UUCGUUUGUUUUUCCUCAGAGAUGUUUCCCGUCUUGAACAUGUUUAGGAUCGGGUGUAUAGGCGUGAAACUGAGCAGGACGGUCACGAAUGCCGCUGCUUUUGCGCAGACGCAGCGCCGCUACAGCACAGGUGAACAGGACCGCAGCUUGUUUGGGCUUCUGUUUGACAUUGAUGGAGUCCUGGUACGUGGUCGGACGCCCAUCCCUGCAGCUAAACAGUGUUUUAGGGACCUGGUGGACGGCGAUGGGAAAUACAAGGUGCCUGUGGUGUUUGUGACGAACGCAGGGAACUCUCUCCGGCAAACCAAAGCCGAGCAGCUCUCUCACCUUCUGGAGGUCGAGGUGUCACCGGAUCAGGUGGUGCUGUCCCACAGUCCUCUGAGGGUUUUCACUCAGUUCCAUGACCUGUGCGUGCUGGUGUCCGGACAGGGACCCGUGGUGGAAGUUGCACACAAUAUAGGUUUCAAGAACGUCGUGACCAUUGACAUGCUAAGGGAGGCGUUUCCUCUCCAGGACAUGGUGGAUCACCAUCGCAGACCCAAAGACAUUAUUCCCCCAUCUAAAGGUUUGCCACCAAUAGACGCUGUCGUCCUGUUCGGUGAGCCUAUCAGGUGGGAGACGAACUUACAGCUGAUUGUUGAUGUGCUGCUGACCAAUGGGAGGCCAGGAAACACAGUGACAUCACUGCAUUACCCACACAUCCCUGUGCUGGCCUGUAACAUGGAUCUGCUGUGGAUGGCUGAAGCCAAAAACCCUCGAUUCGGUCACGGCAUGUUCCUCGUGUGCCUGGAGAGCAUCUACAAGAAGAUAACCGGCUGUGAGCUGAAGUACGAGGCUCUGAUCGGGAAGCCCAGCGUUGUGACUUACAACUACGCCGAACUGCUCAUUAGACAACAGGCCGAGAGUCUGGGCUGGACCCGGCCGGUCGAGAGGCUUUACGCCAUUGGUGACAACCCCAUGGCUGAUAUUUACGGCGCAAACCUGUACAACCGCUACCUCAAAGCGAUGCAUCGCAGCCGGGCGCAGGCGCAGGCGCAGGGGGGCUCGGCCAGUCAGGUGACCGGAGACCUGGCGUGUGAAGCGUCCGACGAUGCCAAAUGCUCCGGGCAGGUGAUGGUGGGAGGCUCGUUCGAGCACCGUCCUCCCGAAGGCUGCAGCUCAAUCCUGGUCUGCACGGGCGUCUACAACCGAGACCAACAGGACCCCGAGCAGACGGUCCCGGAGCAGCGCAUUUUCCACGGUCACCGGGACUUCCGCUUGGACCCCAGCCUGACUCAGCCGUCCUUCAUCGUGCAUGACGUCCGGGAUGCGGUGGAGUUGGUCUUCCAGCUGGAGGGGUGGCCGCUGCAGUAAACCCACAUCUGUUAUGCCAUAUCCACACAGAACAGAAUCAAUCAAGCUGUCUACAUAGGAAGUGUUAUUUGCGUCUUAUGAUUUUAAAAAAAAAAAAUCUUUUUUCUUUUUUUACAUUUUAUUUUACUUGCAAAAAUCAGUUUUAUUUCUUAAAUCCUUAUGCAUGUCAUUUUUUGUGCCUUGUCCUUCCAUUUAAAUCAUAUUUUGAACAAAUAUUUAGGACCGCAACAGUGUCGGCCCACAUCUAGAACCAGACGUGGACACUGGGAUGAUAGCCCAUUAUAACCCACUGUAAAUAAGGUAAUUGUAAUGAUCUAUUGUCAGUAGUGUUUGAAGCACUGCUCGUGCUCGGUGUGUUAUUUUUAACAGAACUCAAUUAAACAAACAUUUACUUUUUAUGCAACUGCAUAAACUAAACGCCUUUUCUACUGUAGAGUAAAAACACUUUUGCUCAUAAUUGACUUCAUAUGUCACGAUGUUACUUUAUAUCUUACAAUGCGUCUUAUUUCUUAUUUCAUAAAUGUUUUCUUAAGGUGCGGUGACAUUUACAGUUGUGAGAGUGACAAACCAAGCUGCUUUCUGAGAAUCUGUGACCAGUUUAAACCAGUUAUGGGAAAAUAUUUCGCCGUCACGUAAAAUUCCUAAUCAUGGAUGUUCAUAUUGGAUUUCGCCCACAGAAAUUCGCAGAAAAACUGUAGAUGUGACUGCACGAGCAGAGCAAAGGUUGGUGUAAUCUGAAUUAAAUGCAGCAAUUCACGCAAGACUGAUGUAAGAGUUUGAAUGACGUUUACAUCUAGACAUUAUUUGGGAAAGGUUUCAGAAAGCUGCACUUAAAAAUGAAGGAUCUUUAUUGGCACUGAUGGAGAACAUGUAACAUCCAUGGAAUCUUUCCAUUCCACAAACGAUUCUGUAGAUUCUAAAUCUUCACAUUAAGAAAAAAAUGGUUCUUUUUAGAAUGUUCUCCAAAAAAACGUUUCAUUCUAUGGCAUCGGUGUGAAACCUUUAAUUUUAGUACGUUCACACGCACAAGGUUAAAUGCUGUUAGUGAAGUCAUAGGCUACUAGUUAAUGGAAAAAACACUGCCAUUGAAAGGAGGAAAUUCAUUUUUUCUCUCCAGUAGGGUUUAAAUAUUUUGUGUGUGUUCGCCUAGUACACGUACACCUCGGUUAGUUUGUUUAAAUGUGAACACUUUGGUUUGCUGUAACGCUGUACCUCUUAAGAGCCGCUCACACUGUACGUUCAUUAUCUGCAGCUGUUUUAAGAUAAUUACGUACAAAAAGUGUGUUUUGUAUUUUUUUUUUAAAUGUUCUGUCUAGAUAUUUUUGAACUGAGCAGUCAUUGUUUAUUGUUGGUUUUAAAUAAUUUAACACACAAAUCCCUCAAGUAACAUUGUGUCCUUUAAAUAUAUUGUUUUAUGUUCAGAAAGAACAAAGAAUGCAUUUACUGACUCACUGUUUUUGCAUUUUAUUGUACUGUACACAACCUGCUGCAAAAUAAAAGUGCAGAAAAACAGAACAAGAAAAACAUCAUAAUUGUAUAAGUUUACAGAGUUUGUUCAUUAAAUGCAACUGCCUUUUC
This is a messenger RNA of Pimephales promelas (fathead minnow), 2931 nucleotides long. RefSeq names its product haloacid dehalogenase like hydrolase domain containing 5 (gene hdhd5). Gene Ontology annotation, biological process: glycerophospholipid biosynthetic process. The record is from RefSeq and is a predicted model, not a curated record. Lineage: Eukaryota; Metazoa; Chordata; Actinopteri; Cypriniformes; Leuciscidae. Gene Ontology annotation, cellular component: mitochondrion.